Molecule: messenger RNA, 2562 nt
Organism: Colletotrichum karsti
Lineage: Eukaryota; Fungi; Ascomycota; Sordariomycetes; Glomerellales; Glomerellaceae
Exons: 2
Coding region: 1-2562 (853 amino acids)
Biological process (GO): regulation of DNA-templated transcription
Molecular function (GO): zinc ion binding; DNA-binding transcription factor activity, RNA polymerase II-specific
Source: RefSeq, a predicted model, not a curated record
AUGACCGCCCCUAUAACUCAACAACAAUCUGCUCAAGCAAAAGACGCAGCUGCCGUAGCCUCCAUCCGCAAGAGGAGGAGACGCGCUCCUGCUGGCGGUGCUGCUGAUGACUGCUUCACAUGUUCCAAGAGAAAUGUCAAGUGUGAUCGCAGGCGGCCUUACUGCUCACAAUGUCUCGAGAUCGGCAACGAGUGCUCCGGCUACAAGACUCAACUGACCUGGGGAGUUGGUGUUGCCAGCCGAGGCAAGCUUCGCGGCCUGUCUCUUCCCAUCGCCAAAGCACCACCCGUGGCAGGAGUUGCGAAGAAGUCUCCCGUCCGACCUCGUGCCAACUCAACCGCCACCACCGCUGCCUGGGCCGACGUCGACGAUAUGACCCGAAGGAAUAUGCGCGACGACGGCGGCUUCUCUCCAGAGCACAUUGUCUCUACCCCGACAACUCCGUACCCUCCCAGCUACGACUUCCUCUCCAUGUCGCAUCCCGAGCACUCCCCCGCCAUUGCGGCAGGACAUUGGGGAAACCUUUCAUACUCCAGUAGCAUACCCACGGACGGACCCAACUACCGCAAGUUGGGAGCUCAUCUUGGACCAAUUCCCAUCUCGGGAGCUCUGUCUUCUUCCCUCGAGUCUGUGAGUGAUGGCGACUACAUGUCGCCCAUCAGCCACUCAUAUCCGAGAGACGACAUUCCUUUCCUCCACAGCCCUACCGUCAUGUACGACGGUUACAGCACCCACGGUUCGCCAGGACCGCAGAGCCCCAUCUCGGCCAUCCUCAUUGACCAGCGAGCCCCCACGUCUUGCCCGAGCCUUGUGUACGCACCGUCCGAACAGAGCUCGAGCCUCACGUCGCACAUGGACAACUUCGAAAGUCAGUUGAGUCAGAAACUGAUGCGGGAGUGUGACAAUCUAAGCGUUCCCGAGAUGGAUGCGUACAGCACGAGCUGCAAUUCCAACAGCAACGUCUGGACCUCACCGCCGCCCGAAGAGAUGUCGCCGCACCACUCCGAUCACCAGGCUUCGGCUCAGUGGCCUACCAUGUUCGAGCCCCAGGCCUUUCACGUGAACUCGGAUCUCAUCGCCAAGAUGCCAUUCUACAUGGACUACUACAAGAACAUUAUGUGCCCGUCGAUGGUCUUUAUUGACGGGCCAAGCAACCCGUACCGAGAGCACAUUCUGCAGCUCGCCUCGACCAGCCAGAGCUUACAACAUGCCAUUUGUGCCUUGUCCGCAUGUAACCUGCGGAUGAAGAGGAGGCUCAGCCUCGGCCAAGACACCCGGGAGCUCUCUGAGAAGCUCAUGGCAGAGAAGUCUGCCGCCGAGGCGAUGGCCGAUGUUCAGUCUGACGACCAGUCUCUCUCGGAAGAAUACCAACACCGAAACCUCGCGGUCCACCUCCUCAACCAGCAGCUCAAUGACCCGAGCAAGUCCAGCCAUGACUCUGUUCUGGCGACCAUUCUGUUGCUCUGCCACUACCGCAUGGUGGAGUCUGGCAUUGCCAAGUUCCACACCCAGUUCGCCGGCGUGAAGAAGAUCCUCUCAAUACGUCGCCAGCAGAACCUUGCCCCUUCCCGCGACUCUGCUUGGAUGGAGGCCAUCUUUACCUACUUUGAUGCCAUCUCGGCCAGCAUCAACGACCGCGAGUCUCAGCUCAACGCAAGCUUCUACGGAGUCAUGCCAGAUGCUCAGCUGCUCCCUCCAGGAGCCGAGAACAUGGUGGGCUGUGAUCGCGAGCUUUUCAAGACAAUCAGCAAGCUGGGCAGACUGAACCUGCUGGCCCAACACCGUCCUGUUCAAGGACCUCUGUCUCGCAAUGUUCCAUCGAGAUCUCAGUCACCGCUUGGUUCACCGUUGGGCCAUGCUUACAAGGGCAGCCUCAACAGCUUGCAUCAACAGCAAAUCGGUGAUGUCUACAACAUGUCACAUCACCGAUUUGACGGCAACGGCUUUGGUUCGACGCUGGACGAUGACGAGUUCAUCAUCUCUCCGAUGUCUUACGAGGAUCACCGCGACAACUUCUGGACAGAAUGGAAAGAAGCCCGGAUCGCACUCCAGAACUGGGAGUUCGACUCCGCGCGUGUCCACGCCUCGCUCCCCGGUCCCGCGACCUCAGCACAGGUCCGGGACCUCGGCUCGUUGUCCGAGGCUUUCCGCUACGCCGCUCUGUUGUUCACGGAGCGCCUGGCAUCACCCAACCUCCCGUCGUCGCACAGCAACUUCCAGAACCUCGUGUCGCAGGUGGUCUACUACGCCACGACCCUCGAGCCCGGAAGCCAGGCCGAGAAGUUCCUGCUGUGGCCUCUGUUCAUCGCGGGCAGCGAGUGCGUCAACGAGCUGCAGCAGAACAUCGUCCGGGCCAAGUGUCGCGAGAUCAUGGCCCGCUCGGGCUACAUGAACAACCUCGCGGCCCUGGACGUCCUCGAGCGACUCUGGGCCGGCGAGUGGGAGAAGAACGAGCCCCGGAGCCCCGCGGCCAUGAAGCUCGAGGCUAUGCGCAGAGGACCCUUCAACUGGACCAGGUGCAUCGGGGGUCCCGGUGUCGAAGUGGAGUGGAUCAUGUUUUGA